UGUGACACUCACGAAAUUAUUUUCGGCCUAUGCUCACGAAAGGGCAACAAAGAAAUAAAAAUAACUAACAAAAUAUUACGUGUGAUAAUCUAAUUAAUUACUCAUACUCAUACAGUUACGUGUCCAAGUCAUCCCAGAUGUCCAGUAGAAAAACGAAAUCCCCUGAGAAACCGAAGAAAUCAAAGAAGCCUGGCAAAGAGAAGCCGUCGGCAGACGUUCAUGACUCGGGUCGCUUCGAACACGAAACCGGAGAUGUGUAUGAGGGGGCUUUUGUAGCUAAGAAGAAGGAUCAUGUGGUCAAAAUGCAUGGAGAAGGAGCCUAUACAACAGCUGAAGGGGAUAUUUACAAAGGAAACUGGGACUCCGACAAGCUUGCGACCAACACUGAUGUGAACAUUGACUACAUCGAGGGAUCCAAGUACCAGGGAGCCAUGAAAGAUUGGGCAUACUUUGGCAAAGGGCGCUACCAAUACCCAGACGGUUCAACCCUAGAAGCUGAUUUCUUCGAUAACAUCCCAAUAGGUAAUUUAGCUCUUGAAGACCCCAACGGCCACUCGUGGUUUGGUACCGCAUCGCAGGGCUACGCCUGGUUGCAACCGGCUAAUCAUUAUUAUGAGAAACUGGAGAAGACCGGAAAAACUUACAAGAAGAGGAAUGUGGAUGAAAGUGCUGGUGGUGACGCUGUAAAUAGGGAGAAAAACUCACCGACAAAUAAAACUAAGCUAUCUGAUAAUGGAGAUGUUAAGUGAUGGUAUAGUAGGUAGUUAACUUCGUAUUAUUUAUGUACUUACUUACUAAAUUAUUUGGUUACCAGUGCAAGUCAUAUGAAAAUCAAGUUUUAUUUAAUUUUUGCU
Plutella xylostella (diamondback moth) is the source of this 854-nucleotide messenger RNA. RefSeq lists its product as uncharacterized. Lineage: Eukaryota; Metazoa; Arthropoda; Insecta; Lepidoptera; Plutellidae. The record is from RefSeq and is a predicted model, not a curated record.